GGGAAGGAGGGGGAGGCGGCCAUGGAUGACCAGGGCUGCCCGCGGUGCAAGACCACCAAGUACCGCAACCCCUCCUUGAAGCUGAUGGUCAACGUCUGCGGGCACACGCUAUGCGAGAGCUGUGUGGAACUGCUGUUUGUGAGAGGGGCUGGGAAUUGCCACGAGUGUGAUACCCCCCUGAGGAAGAGUAACUUCAGGGUACAGCUCUUUGAGGAUCCUGCUGUUGACAAGGAAGUGGAAAUUCGGAAGAAAGUGCUGAAAAUAUACAAUAAAAGAGAGGAGGACUUCCCCAGUCUAAGGGAAUAUAAUGAUUUCCUGGAAGAAAUAGAAGAAAUUGUAUUUAACUUGACCAACAAUGUGGAUUUGGAGAACACGAAAAGAAAAAUGGAGCUGUACCAGAAGGAUAACAAAGAAGUCAUUCAGAAAAAUAAGUUAAAACUGACACGGGAGCAGGAGGAGCUGGAAGAAGCUCUAGCGGUAGAGAGACAGGAAAGUGAACAAAGGAGGCUGCUCAUGCAGAAAGAAGAACAAAUGCAGCAGAUGAUGAAAAGGAAGAAUAAGCAAGCACUCUUGGAUGAUCUGGAGAGCUCCAAUCUUCCUGCUUCACUGCUUUUAGCUCAGCACAAGGACAGAUCUACUCAGCUAGAAAUGCAAGUGGAAAAACCCAAACCUGUCAAACCAGUCACGUUUUCCACUGGCAUCAAAAUGGGUCAGCAUGUUUCACUAGCUCCCAUUCAAAAGGUAGAGGAAGCUUUGUAUGAGUAUCAACCUCUGCAAGUGGAGACAUAUGGACCACAAGUUCCAGAGCUUGAAAUGCUGGGAAGGCUGGGGUAUCUCAACCAUGUACGAGCCGCCUCUCCCCAGGAUCUUGCUGGGGGCUACAGUUCUUCUCUUGCUUGUCACCGAGCUUUGCAAGAUGCUUUCAGUGGGCUUUUCUGGCACCCCAGUUAGCGAGUGGGCACCAGCCUAUGUGAUCCAGGGACACUGAAUGGAGCAAGAAGCAGACCAAGCCAGCAGAGGUUGGGGAAAAUUGCACAAGGGCGAAGCUGCAGUCACUUUUUCUGUGUAAAGACCCAGCUGCCUGUAAGUGUUAAAAGAAGAAAAAAAAAAACCCACCACACCAACCCCGUCUGCACAAGAGCUUUGUGAAAUGGUAGAUACAUUUUUGUGGAGGGGGAAACUCGUUAGUCAUGUGGCACUUUGCUGAGGGAGGCUGAAGCAAUAAGCCACAUCUAAUGGAAGAUGUGAAUAACUCAGCUGUGUAUGUUUGAGGUUUAAAGAAAUACACUUGUAAAUUUUUUUUUAAAUAAAGCCAGCCUUUUUUAUUAAAGUUUGUGGUUUUACUCUUAUUGCAGGGUUUUAUUUGCACAAGCAUUUAAAUGCCAUUUUGAUUAUAACAUUUAGUGUCAAUAUUCAAGCCUACAUUUUCUUCCUAUAAAACUAGUUUCCCCAGUUCAGACAAGUGGGUUUUUCCUCCUGCCAGCUGGAUGAGAUGAGAAACCCUGGAACUGUACUGAAACAACUCUUGUGCAGGAUCCUUCCUGAUGUCACUUGGUUCUUACCUUUGUCUGGAAAACAGAUCUGUAGCUGAAAGUUUUUAAACUGAGGUCCUCCAGAAGCAACCUGAGAAACAUUGAUACAAGGUGAGGUCAUUAGUCAAAAUUGGAGUUGGUUUUUUUCCUGUUUAGUUCUGUUUGCAACUUUUCUGUUGAGUUCAGGAGCUUCUUUUGGCAGGAACAUCCAUCCCUUUGCCUGGUUUUGGGACGUCCCUUGCCACUGAAUCUGCUGCUUUUACAUAUUCCUUCCCCUCUCCUUGCAGUGGAAUAUAAACUGAUUGCAGUGGAGAUGGGCUUCCUGGGAUGGGAUUGGUUUUUGCCACAAGUGUGUAUGAACUGCAGGAGACUGGAAACAGCAGAACAGGGAGUGCCUCUAAAGCCUGGACCAUGUUUUAUGGAUCAUCCUUUAAUAAUUGUUGAAAAGGGCUCUGAGGAGUGUACUAAAUUAAUGUAUUUUUUUCUAUGUUGUAAUAAAGAAAAGAAUACUCUA
Messenger RNA from Apus apus (common swift), 2046 nucleotides. It is a transcript of the gene MNAT1, whose product is annotated as MNAT1 component of CDK activating kinase. The record is from RefSeq and is a predicted model, not a curated record. The transcript is spliced from 8 exons. Gene Ontology annotation, biological process: positive regulation of cyclin-dependent protein serine/threonine kinase activity; regulation of transcription by RNA polymerase II; nucleotide-excision repair. Gene Ontology annotation, cellular component: transcription factor TFIIH holo complex. The coding region runs from base 22 to 951 and encodes 309 amino acids. Lineage: Eukaryota; Metazoa; Chordata; Aves; Apodiformes; Apodidae. Gene Ontology annotation, molecular function: cyclin-dependent protein serine/threonine kinase activator activity.